UAAGAGGGCGGGCCGGCCAUGCCGGGUGUGUGCGGCUGCCCUUGACAGCCCUGGCUCAGUUUCCCGGGGGCUCCGGAGAUAGCAGCGCCGAGUGGGGACGAGGCGGAUCUCGGAGGGAGGAGGCUUCCCUGCGUCCCAGUGUGGUUCAGGAGUAAGAAAGAGCCCAGGCUGGGAGUUCAGGGAUGUGGGUUCAAGUGCUGCCUCUGCUACUACCUCGCUUCGCGCUGUCAAAAACCCUCGCUCGGUCGCAGUUUUCUCUUUUAGAAUAUGGCCACCAUUCUCCGUGCCCUUCCUUCCACAGGUGGUGGUUAUAAAGACACGAAAGACAGCAGGCGGGGCCCCUCGCCCUAAUGUUCAUCCAAGGUUAGCUGGGACCAAGGACCCAACAGAGGAGUCAGGAAUCAGCCCCCAAGUUUCUGGAACUGUUCUUCCGUCAUUUGAGCCAGACCUGAACACAGUCUGAAGGGCGGGUUUGUAAUCAGUCUGGUGCUAAGGGGGACCUUGCUUAUCUAGCUCCUGACUAGGAUUCUGAACUCUUCAUUCCUGAGUCCCAACUUCCUCACCUGAAUUCACAGAAAGCUACGUUUGGACGUGAGGAAUCCUGGGAGCUGAAGGGGCGUGGACUUGGAUCCCUGUACCUGCUCUGCCACUCACUUUGGCUCCUACUAUUUUGAACCAUAAUAUAAGGGUUUAUGACUUGAACUCCAAGUCUGGUUUUUAGGAUUCCUCAAGUUCCCUUAUCCAUCUGAGAAGGCUCUUGGGCCUCUUUCUUAAGGAUUACUGCCGACGUGGAUCAUCUUGUGAGAGCCCAGUGUCUGUUCUGGGUUUAGAUGAGAAGACUGAGUCCUACAGGUGUUAAGUGAUUUGCUCAAGGUGCAUUGGUUAAUAAGAAUUGCCGCCAAGAAGUGCUAGAGCAGAAUGGCUGUGGGACGGUUUUACCUGUCCUGCCUGAUGUUGGGGUCCCUGGGCUUGCUUUGCAUCCUGUUCACCAUCUACUGGAUGCGGUACUGGCAUAAUGGCUUUGCCUGGAACGUCAGCGACCUCAGGUUCAACUGGCACCCGGUGCUCAUGGUUACUGGCAUGGUGGUGCUCUACGGAGCUGCAUCGCUGGUGUACCGCGUGCCCCAAUCCUGGGUGGGGCCCAAGCUGCCCUGGAAAGCCCUCCACGCAGCCCUCCACCUGCUGGCCUUCAUACUGACGGUGGUGGGGCUGGUAGCCGUCUUUAGCGCUCACAACAAGAAACAUAUCAGUAACCUCUACUCCCUGCACAGCUGGGUGGGGAUCACCACCGUCUUCCUCUUUGCCUGCCAGUGGUUCCUGGGCUUCACCAUCUUCCUCCUGCCCUGGGCGUCCCCGUGGCAGCGCAGCCUCCUUAAACCCAUCCACGUCUUCUUUGGAGCCUUCAUCUUGUCUCUGGCCAUCGCGUCUGUCGUUUCUGGCAUUAAUGAGAAGCUUUUCUUCAGUUUGACAAAUGUCACCAAGCCUUACUCCAGUCUGCCCAGUGAGGCUGUGUUUGCCAACACCACUGGGAUGCUGGUGGUGAUCUUUGGGCUGUUGGUGCUCUAUAUCCUUCUGGCUUCAUCUUGGAAGCGCCCAGAGCCAGGGAUCCUGACCAACAGACAGCCCCUGCUGCAUGAUGGGGAGUGAAUUGGGCAGGGGCUCCGGAGCAGUCAGCGCUGCAGUCUGUCCUCCCCUCAGAAGCUCUCUCUACUGGGGCUCCCGGCUGGUGUCAGCAACAGACUUCCUGUGGGCUCGGAGCCCACGCUUCUCGCUGCUUCCCCAUCAGGCCUGCUGUCUCCAGCCCCUGGCAGCCCAUCUGCUUUGCUUGGUGGCUUUGGUUUCCGCACCCCUUCUCGGCAUCAGCGUCUCAGGUCCCCCAUGCACACCUCCCUGGCUGCCCUGUGCUGCUCCUGCUGUCUCUGAAGAUACAGGUUGAUGUCACCUGAAAAUCCCUAGGGAUAUGGCAGAAGAUCCUGACAGUUCACACGAGCUGGGACCCAAGUGCAGCCUGUAACGUGGAAACCAAGGGUGGGGGCCUUCAGUGUUCCCCCUCACAGGCGCCCCACAUGGCGUAGGCUUCAUCCGCCUGUUAUUACCACGCAGCCCCACCUGGAUGUGAGCUUGGGAGGGGACGGCAGGAGGCAACUGAAGGAGAGGAAGGAGGGCAGCUGAAGCCGCUUGUGCAGACAGAGGGGAAGUUCUCAGCUGUUGUUUCAUAUGGCUGCAUUUUGUCUGUGUGAUGUGAUCACGUGGCUCCCUCUACCUCUCCUAGCUGCUGCUCCAGCAGGCUGGCCAGCCUUUCCCUGUGGCUUACACGCCUGUGGCGAUCAGGCAGCCCUACGAACCCUGGUAACCUGCUCUUCCAGGAACAGACCACCUGUCCCCAAACGUCCCCAUAGAGAUAAAAAGCAGAAGGAGUUGCCGACUUCCUUUAUUUCCUCUUGCUGGCUCAGGCCUUUCCUCCCUUCCCCUGGCGGGUUUACCCUUGCUGCUCUUGGAGGGCCCUGCUGAUUUCCACUCUCUGGCUCACCAUGAAAAUGUGAUGCCAAAGUUGUGGUACACUGAGCCCGGCAGAGCCCUGGGUACCACUGCCGCCUUCAGGGGUGUCCUUACCACAGUGGCUGCUUGCCUGGCUAAACCCAGUCUUCUGGGUCAUGCCGAAGUAGGGGCUGGAGCUCUUCUCCCAAGGAGAAGCGGGUGGAGAGGCAGGAAUCCUGACCCUCUGCUGUGUGCAGCCACUGUGACUUUCCUGCCUUCUCCUCCAAGUGAACCCUGUCUGGGCCUAGGCCCAUCUUGCUGCGCUGAGGAGACAAGUGGCCUGAUGCCCGGGGUUCUGAGCCCACAUGCCCUCUGCUGAGCGGAUGCUGGCAGAAGAGCUGUGGCUGCACUUUUUGAUUGGGACGAAGCCUUCAAAGCCAUUGGGAUGGCUGCCAUGCACCUGUGUCACAUGGCCAGCUCACCCUCUCUCCAUGUGUAGGCACUUAGCUUGUUUAUGAAGGAGCUUGAUUUUCAUUAAACAUGUUUUUAAGAAUCAAAGCUGCCUCUGCUAAAAUAACAUUUGGUUAUGUGGGUCCUGGAGCAACUUAUAAAAGCCUAACAUUUGGUUAUAUGGGUCCUGGAGCAACUUAUAAAAACCUCAGGACAAGUCAGACUCAGGGAGGGCAAACCAGGAGGCACCAAGAUCCACGUGACCAGACUGUCUGGAUGGAAUCACAUGUGAUAGAAUCAUACACCUGUGGAUGGUCCUUAAUGAUUUUUGACCACUUGGAAGGGUCUAGUAUUUUUCCUAUCUAUAGAUCUAGAAAACAAGACUCAAAAAGGGUAAGUGACUUGCCCGAGAGCACCCCACCAGGAAACGGCAGAGUCGGGAUCCACAAGCUGGUUUCAGCCACCAGAGUCUCCGUCCCAGCUGCUGGGAACACGUGCCUGUGCACCAUUCUGAUUUUAUAGACUCUGGGAGGCUGAGUAAUCAGGUCUGAGUUCACGUAGCGGGUGUGAAGCAGGGCCAGGAUUCAAAGUCGUGUCUGAGUCCACAGCCCGGCCGUUAGCCGCUUCCCCACACCGAGGACAUGCCAGGUGUGCACUUGACUGUCUCCACUGUGCACCAGGUUCAACAGCCCAUCCUCACCAGGUGCCCUCAGUGUU
This is a messenger RNA of Trichechus manatus latirostris (Florida manatee), 3645 nucleotides long. RefSeq names its product cytochrome b ascorbate-dependent protein 3. The coding region runs from base 919 to 1647 and encodes 242 amino acids. The transcript is spliced from 8 exons. The record is from RefSeq and is a predicted model, not a curated record. NCBI's taxonomy places the organism in Eukaryota, Metazoa, Chordata, Mammalia, Sirenia, Trichechidae. Gene Ontology annotation, molecular function: oxidoreductase activity.